Molecule: messenger RNA, 1921 nt
Organism: Anastrepha ludens (Mexican fruit fly)
Lineage: Eukaryota; Metazoa; Arthropoda; Insecta; Diptera; Tephritidae
Product: E3 SUMO-protein ligase ZBED1-like
Exons: 1
Coding region: 462-1766 (434 amino acids)
Molecular function (GO): protein dimerization activity
Source: RefSeq, a predicted model, not a curated record
GUAAUAGUUAUUAUUUAAAAUAUUUUAAAUUAUAUUUUGUUUUUAUUUUUAUCACCGCAGAAUUCACAUGAAGUUGAUGUCCAGGAUACUACCAAUUUGAGGCAUAAUGAUUCAUUGGUGCAUUCGCCAUUGACAGACACUGAGGCUUCGUCGUUAACUCCAAAACGGGCUAGAUCAACUAUCGGAGCGGCUUUUUCAAGAAUUUCAGCAUAUGCCUCAGAUGGAGAAAAAAAUAAACAAAUAACAAACAGCAUCGCAGAAAUGAUAUGCCGGGACAGUCUUCCUUACAAUAUGGUGGAAGGAACAGGAUUCAAAAAGCUAAUGAAAACUAUCGUUCCUUUGUACAAGGUUCCAUGUCGUAAAACUAUCACAGAUCUCAUUGAUACUAAAUAUGACGAAAAAAAGACCCUUAUUAAACAAAAAUUACGGUCUGUUAAAAACGUCUAUCUUACAAUAGAUGAAUGGAAGGAUAUGCAGUUAAGAAGUUUUUUAGGCGUGACUGUUCACUUUAUAUAUUAGAAAAUUUUGAAAUGAAAUCGGUGAAUAUCGCAUGUGAACUGCUUCAUGACAAUCAUACAGGCGAAUAUUUAUCGGAGAUGGUUCUUAAUGUUUGUGAAGAUUGGGGUUUGUCGCAUGACAAAAUUGUGAGUGUUACUACAGACAAUGGCGCUAACAUGGUUAAAGCUAUUGAGAUUACUUUCGGCAGAGCAAAACAUAUUCGAUGCCUAGCACAUACGUUGAAUCUAGUAGUUGAAAAUUCUGUGAGUUCCUCUGAUGUUAAACUUUUUUUGGAUAAAGUACGAAAAAUCGUAACUUGGUUCCACCAAAGUGGUGUAGGCGCUGAAGAAUUGCGACAGAUGCAAAUGCAGGAAAGCGUUGUUGAAGGAAAAUUGAAGCAUUUGGUCGGAGAUGUGUCUACAAGAUGGAACUCACAAUUAUUUAUGAUUGAACGUUUUGUGUUAAUGAGCAGCACAAUUGGAUCUAUUUUAAUAAACCAUCCGAAUGCACCCCAAAUGCUUCAAGCAAACGAAAUCGUUGUGCUCAAAGAAAUUGGAAAAGUUUUAAAGCCUUUUCACAAUGUUACCGAAGAAAUGAGCGCUGAAAAAUAUGUGACAGCUAGUAAAGCUAUACCUAUUAUCAAGUGCUUGAGAACUUUGUUAGACGCUAUACCGAUAACCAGUGAUUUGGCCAAUCAAUUCAAAUAUUCAUUGCAAACAGAACUAAAAAAAAGAUUUGAAAACAUACAGAAAGUUCACCUUUUCUCAGUCGCAACGUUUUUGGAUCCUAGAUUCAAAAAAAUUCAUUUAGAUGAGCCAUUAUCUUUGUCAAAAACAAUUAAUUAUACCAACCGAUGCCUAAGUUUAAAUACUAGGAAUGAUGAUACUAUACUGGUGACCGAUUUUGAAUCAUCUGUUUCAUCACAAGUUGCCAGCGACGAUCAAGAUAUAUGGCAGGUACACCAUAACAAAAUAAUGGCUGCUAAUACGUCAAUGACAAAAAAUACAGAGAUAGAUUUAUAUAUCGCAGCGCCAUUAUCAAAUCUUAAAGUAGACCCUCUCGAUGUAUGGAGAAGUUCUGAGGGAACUUUUCCAAAAUUAACAGACUUAGCUUUGAAACACCUCUCAGUGAUGGCCACUUCUGCACCAGCUGAAAGAUUAUUUUCGAAGGCUGGGAAUAUUGUCAGAAAAACUCGAAACCGUAUUUUAGGAAAGCGACUACCAAAACUAUUAUUUUUAAACUCUUUGACUGAAGAUUUAUGGCAAUAAUUUUUUAAGUUUCUGAUAAAUUUUGAUUUGAGGUUUGGAGGAAGCUUCCUUUUCUUUUUUAAUGUUCAUACCCAACAAUUCUCGUUAUAUUUAAUACUUAAAUUAAUCGUUUAAUUUUAUUUUGAUUCUAGUCGAAUGUUAAUUGAUACAAAACA